Messenger RNA from Brassica rapa (field mustard), 1526 nucleotides. RefSeq names its product mannose-1-phosphate guanylyltransferase 1 (gene VTC1). Lineage: Eukaryota; Viridiplantae; Streptophyta; Magnoliopsida; Brassicales; Brassicaceae. Gene Ontology annotation, molecular function: GTP binding; mannose-1-phosphate guanylyltransferase (GTP) activity. The record is from RefSeq and is a predicted model, not a curated record. Gene Ontology annotation, biological process: GDP-mannose biosynthetic process.
UCAUAUUAAUAAUUGUAUUUUUAUUGUUUGUUAAAUACUGCACUCGUUUCGUUAUCUUCACGGUGGCUAUGUAAUAUAUAAACAAACAAAUGGGUGUCCUUUGAUAAAUUAUUUGCCUUUCAUCUCUCAACGAACGCUCUUUCCUUCCUGAUCACAGCUCAGCCUGACCCCAACUCUCCCUCUCUCUCUCUCUCAGGCUUCAGAUCUGAGAUCUCUUCCAAGGAAAGAAGGAUUAAGAUGAAGGCUCUCAUUCUUGUUGGAGGGUUCGGAACUCGGUUGAGACCAUUGACUCUCAGUUUCCCAAAGCCCCUUGUUGACUUUGCCAACAAACCCAUGAUCCUUCACCAGAUAGAGGCGCUCAAGGCAGUUGGGGUUGAUGAAGUGGUUCUGGCCAUCAAUUACCAGCCAGAGGUGAUGCUUAACUUCUUGAAAGACUUUGAGGCAAAGCUCGAAAUCAAAAUCACUUGCUCCCAAGAGACUGAGCCUAUGGGUACGGCUGGUCCUCUGGCUCUAGCUAGAGACAAACUGGUUGAUGGAUCUGGAGAGCCCUUCUUUGUCCUCAACAGUGAUGUGAUUAGUGAGUACCCACUCAAGGAAAUGAUUGAGUUUCACAAAGCUCAUGGUGGGGAAGCCUCCAUUAUGGUGACAAAGGUUGAUGAACCGUCCAAGUAUGGAGUUGUGGUCAUGGAUGAAACUACAGGAAAAGUGGAGAAGUUUGUGGAAAAGCCAAAACUCUUUGUAGGCAACAAGAUCAACGCUGGGAUUUACCUUCUGAACCCAUCUGUUCUCGACAAGAUCGAGCUAAGACCGACAUCAAUCGAGAAAGAGACCUUCCCCAAGAUUGCAGCAGCUCAAGGGCUCUACGCAAUGGUGCUACCAGGAUUCUGGAUGGACAUCGGGCAACCCCGUGAUUACAUAACGGGCCUGAGACUCUACUUAGACUCUCUGAGAAAGAAGUCUCCCGCCAAGCUAACCACUGGUGCACACAUUGUUGGUAACGUUCUGGUGGAUGAAACCGCUAAGAUUGGGGAAGGGUGUUUGAUAGGACCAGAUGUGGCCAUUGGUCCAGGCUGCGUUGUUGAGUCAGGGGUUAGGCUUUCACGGUGCACGGUCAUGCGUGGGGCGAGGAUCAAGAAGCAUGCGUGUAUCUCGAGCAGUAUCAUAGGGUGGCAUUCGACGGUUGGGCAGUGGGCUAGGAUUGAGAACAUGACGAUCUUGGGGGAAGAUGUUCAUGUGUGUGAUGAGAUAUACACCAAUGGAGGAGUUGUUUUGCCACACAAGGAGAUCAAAUCCAACAUCUUGAAGCCAGAGAUAGUUAUGUGAUUAUCUAUGUGGAAACCUUUUUUGUUUUUUUUUUUGUGUAUUUUUAUCUAUCAAACUUUGUGCUUCUGUUAUUCUUCUUUGGCUUUGAAUAAAGUAAAAACAAAAAUGAUGUAUAUCUAUCUUGUUAGUCAUUUGGUGUUUUGUCUCUAUUUUUUUGUAACUUAUCAAAACAGUUCUCAAUUGAAUAUUAUUCUUUUUCUUUU